This is a messenger RNA of Entrophospora sp. SA101, 1290 nucleotides long. NCBI's taxonomy places the organism in Eukaryota, Fungi, Glomeromycota, Glomeromycetes, Entrophosporales, Entrophosporaceae. The record is from the annotation of a GenBank genome assembly.
AUGGCUACUGCAACACCACAAAUUACCGGAGAGUCUGUUCAAACGACAUUAGAGGUAUUAGAUAAAGUUGGUAUAAAAGACAACAUCGAAGAAGCAAUUCAGACUGUUGAUAAAGAUACACCGGAACAAAGAGAAGAAGAAGAGAAAAGAAUUACCAGGCGCAUUUAUAGAGUUGAACUAUUAUUAAAUUUUUUAAUGUAUUAUACCAGUUUAAUUAUCCAAUGGCUGACUUUAUUAGGACUUAGUAGUAGUUUUGGCAACUUCCUUUAUAAUGUACUUAUUGGAUCAUUCGUUUUCACCGAAUGGAAUUUCGGAGAUAUUUCGACCGUUGGUAAGAUUUCCGGAGUGACAAUAAGUUUACAAAUCAUACUUUUUAUAAUUUCAAAUAUAAUUGUUUUAUUUUAUCGAAGAUUUCACCCAAGCAAACAGUCACCUGCAAGAUUACAAGGCCCAAUUUAUUAUAAUGGAAUAUUAAAAGGGUUCAAUUUAUUAAAGCCAAAAGUUGAAUCUUAUAAUACAUCAGUCAAGAAAUUGGACGCUCAAUUUUCUCAAAUUUUGGGCGCAAUUUCACAAGUCCUGAUCAUUAUCGCAGCUUCAUUCUCCGCCAGUAGUAAUAUAACAUCUCUUAAUGGAAUCUCCGAUAGUGGUAUUGAUACUGCCUUUCCAACUGGACUUGGAGGUUUUAUACAAAUUGAGAAUAAUCAAGUUGAAGAAGAAUCAAUAGCAGUAAAACAUGCCGCCGGAUUUGCUAAAACCACUUUACUGGUAGCAGUUUUAGCUAUAAUUAUGACAUCUAUAAUGAAUGUUAUUAGUUGGAUGAUAGGUAUCUGGAAAGUAAAUAAUGACGAAUUGAUUGUUUAUGCUAUCUUUAAAUUUAUCACAAGAAUGAUUACUUGUUAUCCUUGUUUCCAUGAUAAAUUGGUUGGUGCAGAUAAAAAGAUCGAUGAUAAAACUAAUGAAUCCGAAAUGGAAGCUCUUGAGGAAAUGGGUACACAGAAAAAACCGCCGUUAGAACUCGGAAAGAAAAAUACCUUAACUAGUCCCAAUGUUCAAACUCUUAUCGACAUUUCUGGUCAUCAGAAAAAACCCGAUGAAAACAAAUCCGACGAGAAGAAAUCGGAUGAAAAUAAAAAUAAGACGUCCUCUGGUGGAGUGGGUAUUUUAAAUAGCAUUAGUAAUUUAUUUAAUAAAAAAGAGGGAGCCUCAGGUAAAGAAAAUACAAUUGAUGAUCUUAAUAGUAUAGUAAUUAGAAUAAACUCGCCCAUCACCACCAUCAUCCUUAUUCGAUGA